Messenger RNA from Triplophysa dalaica, 1703 nucleotides. RefSeq lists its product as uncharacterized. The transcript has 3 exons. NCBI's taxonomy places the organism in Eukaryota, Metazoa, Chordata, Actinopteri, Cypriniformes, Nemacheilidae. Bases 119 to 1099 code for a protein of 326 amino acids. The record is from RefSeq and is a predicted model, not a curated record.
AAAAUCUGAGUGAAGUUCAGAGAGUAGCCACAAAUCUAGUUAAAAGAAUCAAGAUCUGGAGCCGCUCCUCAAUUAAAAAACAACAUCAGAAAAACAGAAGAGAAAGAAAAACUGAAAAAUGGCGGAUUUUCAGAACAGCAGGAUUUUUCAGAAGGGACCAGAAGUAGUCUUCGAGCGAGAACACAUUAUAAUAGAAGAUCUGAAAACAAGAGAUGAAAUGAGAAAUAAAAAAAUGUUUCGUUAUCUGCCAAAAAACAUCCCGGAUUAUCCAAACCCUGUUGAAUUUCACAUCAGAGAGGUGACUCAUGUCACUAACAAGACAAAUCUACCAGAGAUCUGGAAGUCAGAAGGAUUCAAGGGAUUUAAAGAUUUUGAUCAAUUCCCAUUGUCAUGGUGGAGUCUGACCAUUAAAGAAGAGAAUAUACGAGAAGCUGAGGAGCGAUAUCUCGAGAGCUUGUUCCCAGACAGAACCCAAGAAAAUUUGGCAGAACAACAGCCAUUCCUGAAAGAUUUCACCAAAUCGCCCACUUUUGAAAAUUGCACAUCACGCUACGGCAACUUUCGGUUCACGUUUCCUCUGACUGAACUGAUGAAAGAGUACAAACAACAGAUGUGUGGCGGUGAAGAUCCAGUUCUCAGAGUGUAUCAGACCAAACUCUAUAAGAAGGCAAUUGUGUAUGCUGUCCUCAUUCACAGGCCUCAGUUGAAUGAGAAUUUUAAAGAUUAUCCAGAGCUUACAUCCGGUACACUGGUAUCUUACGAGUCUGGUAAAAUCAUCUGGAAAGCACAAGCCAUUUGUGAAAACCACAGCAAGAAGAUGAUAUUGAACCGUUUGAACAAAACAGCUACAAUAGAACAACUGCGUGAAUACGAGUUUUAUGUGUGGGAUGAUGUGAGUCUCGCCUUUCACCUCGACGAGAACGAGAUCUUUAAUUUCCCUAGAGAAAGGCUUAGAGAGUGUCUCACUUGUUGUAACCUUGAUCCAAAAAUAAAUCUUUCACGAGGAGAAAACUGCAGUACACUCGAAAAAGCUAAAGAAACAGUUGAGAUGAUAUGUGUAAAUAGUGCUAACGUGACGAAAGAAGAAGACCAAAAAUAGUCUGGAGACAACAUGAUCUACAGCGGAGGAACAUCUGAGCUCUUCAGAAAUACAUUUAAUAUACAGGCUGAGACUUAAAUUAGAGUAUCAGGGUUAGAACUAAUAAUCAGGUGAAGGAUGAUUUUUGUAUCUUAAUGUAGUUUUUUUGUCUUAUUUGUUCUGUAUUAUUGAUUCUACAUUCAAAUGAAUACAUUCAAGUAAUCGUAGUUAUAAAGAUUUAUCUUAUUUUAUGUGCUCAUGUUAAUCGUUGUUGUCACACAAACAUGUUUAAAUUUAUUUGAAAACAAACCAUCUGCUUGUGCUUUCAUCCUUUCCUUAAGGUUUGAGGGGGUGAAUUUCCAUGUUAUUUUAGCAUAAUAUCAUAUUGUGUUUUCUUAAAGAAGCUUCAAUAAUGUUUUUGUUUGACUAUGAAAGUGUUUUUUGUAUAUGGAGAAGAGGGAAUGAACACGCCAGUUAUUCUGUGUCAAUUGGAGUUAAAGUAAUAACAAUAAUGAAAGCUCUACAUUCAACCGAGGGAGGUGGAUCUACUGAGAAUAUAUUUUCAAUAUAUAUUUUUAUUAUAAAGCUGAGGGUACAUAUUACAUUAAAAUAUGUUUAGGAACCA